CUUGCGGUCACACUGCUUUGUUGCUUCUCAAACGAAAUAUUAACAAUAAAUAUAUUUUUCACUUUACAUUUAUUUACUUAAAAAUGAUGCAGAUGAAAGAAUACAAAGAAGUGCCGCAAGACGCGCCACCUGCCGCACCUGGCGAUAAUAGUAAAAGCCCUGAGCCAUGGAUGAGCAUUCCAGUGGGAAGCAACUGUCCCCAAGGCCUUGAGUACUUGACGGUGCUUGACCAGUUGUUGGUCUCGCAGAAAAUCGAGAAACUGGAGCUACUCACUGGCUUUGAGGCAGCGAAUCGCUUUAAGGUGAAGAACUCUUUGGGACAGAAUGUCUACUCCGCGUACGAAGAGAGCAAUUGCUGCACUCGCAACUGCUUGGGCCCAGCUCGUCCAUUUGAGAUGAAGAUCUUGGAUAAUUUCCAAAACGAAGUGUUUCAUCUGACCCGUCCAUUUCGCUGCGAUGCCUUGUGCUGUUUCCCCAGCUGCUUGAAUAUCUUGGAAGUAUCAGCACCACCAGGUCAAGUGAUUGGCACUGUGGAGCAGGAGUGCACAUUCCUUAGACCCAAGUUUGUGAUUAAGAAUACUUUCGGCGAUGUUGUGCUCAGAAUUGAGGGUCCCCUAUGCCCUUGGAAAUGCUUCAGUGAUACCAACAUGAAGGUAUUCAGCGUAAACAACGAACAAAUUGGCAAGAUAACCAAACAAUGGUCCGGACUUGGACGCGAACUGUUUACCGAUGCCGAUUACUUUAGCGUCACAUUUCCCCUCAGUCUGGAUGUGCGCAUGAAGGCGCUGCUCUUAGCCGCCGUAUUCUUAAUCGACAUUAUGUAUUACGAGCAUUAGAGAGCAACAAACAGCAACCAUCGACAACUUCAUCGACUGCUUAGUUGUUGCAUUUUAAGUUUUCUUUGAACUGCACGAAUCUUUACUACACGUAACCAACGCAAGAACAAAAGUCUAUUGGCUAUCAGAAUCUCCACACAACCUGCAUCGAAAUAUCGUCCCGCAUUUGUUGAUUCUAGCUCUUAAUCUGAAUGCAACUUGAGAUUAACAUUGCCAGCAACGUGCGCACAAAUAUCAUUUUGAAAAGGCACUUCAACUUAUAUUCUAGCUUAUAUUUUUUUAUUCUCGAAUUUUUUAUUACAAUAACUAUAUAUUUAUAUGUUAUAUACAUACGGAAAAGACGUAUUUGUAUUUGUCAGACACUGACAUUUGGUUGGCAUUUAACGCACAAUCCCACGCACACACAAAAUACACCACUUUUAACACACACAUACACAACACACUAUUAACACAAAUGAUAGAAAGAGUGCCUUAAAAAAGUCCUAGUUGUUGUACACUUUAAGUCCACCCCAACCCAAAGCCCCGUCAACUGGCUCCAGAUCCGAGUAUAUAUAGUAGCUAUUUUUGUAUGUACUUAAAAACCGAAAUCGAUUGUUAAAAACGUUACACGUUAUUUGGGACUAAAAUGUUAUUUGCAUUCAUUUUGCAUUGAAUAUUUCAUGAAUUUUUAAACUACCAAAAACCGAACAAAAAACACUUAGUUAUGCUGUAUUUUCUUGACAUAAUUAUUGUAUAAUAAAAGAAAUUCUAUUUUAUAUAAACCAAAUUGUGUGCGGCAUAUAUUUACAAACAGUCAUGUAAUUAAUUAAUGAUACGAUUUUUAAGAUGGGAAUGUUAAGUUUGCAACAACUUCACUGCUUAAUUGUUCUUGGCAAAGUACUUGGUCUUCUCCUCCGGAUUGGGCACAAUCUACAAAAAGGAAAUACAAUUCGAUGAUAGAACUAUGCGAAUGCUUUCUCUACUUACGGUAUCUGCGCCUGGUUUCCAGCCAGCUGGACACACUUCACCAUGGGUAUCAGUGUACUGGAAGGCCUGAACCAAACGAAUAGUCUCAUCCACCGAGCGACCCACGGGCAGAUCGUUCAUGGUGAUCUGGCGCAGCACGCCGCGCUGAUCGAUGAUGAACAGACCACGCAACGCAUGGCCACUAGCCUCCAGAUAAACUCCAUAGUCCUUGCUAAUCUUGUGUGUCAAAUCGGACAACAGUGGAAUCUUAACACUGCCCAAGCCGCCUUCCUUACGUGGCGUAUUGAUCCAGGCCAAGUGUGUGAAGUGUGAAUCAACGCUAGCCGCAAUCACCUCAGUGUUGAUCUUACGGAACUCAGCAAUGCGAUCGGAGAAUGCGAUAA
Messenger RNA from Drosophila sulfurigaster albostrigata, 2185 nucleotides. RefSeq names its product phospholipid scramblase 2. Bases 84 to 836 code for a protein of 250 amino acids. Gene Ontology annotation, cellular component: plasma membrane. NCBI's taxonomy places the organism in Eukaryota, Metazoa, Arthropoda, Insecta, Diptera, Drosophilidae. Gene Ontology annotation, biological process: plasma membrane phospholipid scrambling. The record is from RefSeq and is a predicted model, not a curated record. The transcript is spliced from 4 exons. Gene Ontology annotation, molecular function: phospholipid scramblase activity.